Messenger RNA from Sciurus carolinensis (gray squirrel), 6260 nucleotides. It is a transcript of the gene Pgbd1, whose product is annotated as piggyBac transposable element derived 1. Gene Ontology annotation, molecular function: sequence-specific DNA binding. The record is from RefSeq and is a predicted model, not a curated record. The transcript has 9 exons. The coding region runs from base 1007 to 3367 and encodes 786 amino acids. Lineage: Eukaryota; Metazoa; Chordata; Mammalia; Rodentia; Sciuridae.
UGGGGCCUAUGAGAGGACCUAGUAAAGGGUCAUAACCUUCUGCUGCAUAUUUUUCUUCCAUUGAGCGAAAUUUUAGAUGGAUAUUAAAGGUUGGCCUCACUGGGAAAAUAAUCUUUGAGAAGAAAUUUGAGGAAGAGGAAAAGACCUAUGUGGCUUCAGGGAAUACUCCUGAGGAUACAAUUAGAAGAAAGUUUUCCAAAACAAAGCAAUCUGAAGUUGGAGGUGGUGACCACAUUGAGACAAGAUCUCACCGAGUUGCUUAGCGCCUCUUUAUUGCUGAGGCUGGCUUUGAACUCGCGAUGCUCCUGCCUCAGUCUCCCGAGCCUGGGAUUACAGGCUUGCGCUACCGCGCCGGUCCGUUGGCUUUUAAUUGAAAAGAUUUGCAUAAAUGCAAAUUUGUACGCGAGAACCAUCGGGAAGAGCCCCAAGUCUGGGAUCGAAGAAAGAAGCCUGUGCAGGGCUGUAGCUGGAAACCAGGAGCACCAGAGAGACGAGGCGACGCUCCUAGAGAGGCACGGAGCCGGCCGGAAGCCGCUCAAAGCGGCGAGAGGAAAUCACCCGGCUGGCAUCUCUGGCUGCAGGAAGUGCCCCUCAGCCUCCGGCCCGGAUAAAGGAAACACCGCAGAGAUUUACCCGCCCAACUUGACUCCCUGGCAGGGGUCUGUGGAAACCAACCAGCGUUUCCCGACUAUAGAGGCCCGGGCCUUCUUUUUCUCGUGGGAACUCUUCGCGAGGUCGGCCAAGUCUUUGUUGCGCACUUUCCCUGAACUUUUAGAGACACUUAUUGAGUGCCUACUGUGUGCCAGGCGCUGUGCUAGUUGCUGGCAUGCACUCUUAAUAGACUGCAUUUUGGGUCCAUCGGAGAGCCCUGGCUACAGGCAUCAGGAACAUCCACGUACGUUCAUCAAGAACCCACAUUUGUCAAAUACCAGAUGUAUAUUUGGGAAACAAUAUUUGAAGCAUAGUCCUCAGCCAAAAAGGCCUUUCUCUAGCUACAAAUCCCAACAUGUACGAAGCUUUACCGGGUUCUGCUCCUGAAAAUGAAGACAGCCUUGUGAAAGUAAAGGUGGAAGAUCCCACUUGGGAGCAAGUGUACAACACACAGGAGGGCAGCUCCUGCACUCAGGAAUUUUGUCGCCUGAGAUUCCGGCAGUUCUGUUACCAGGAGGCUCCUGGGCCCCGGGAGGCUCUGACCCAACUUCGAGAACUUUGCCAACAAUGGUUGAGGCCAGAGAUGCAUACCAAAGAGCAAAUUUUGGAAGUGCUGGUACUGGAGCAGUUCUUGACCAUCCUUCCCAAGGAACUGCAGGCCUGGAUGCAGAUGUAUCCUCUGCAGAGUGGGGAGGAGGCAGUGGCAAUGCUAGAGAAUCUAACCUCUGGACAUGGAGACACAGGACAGCAGGCCUCUUUCUACAUUCAGGGACAAGACAUGCACCUAGUUAUGACACAGUAUCAAGAAGCCUCUUUGGAGUGUCAGCCCCUGCCUGGGGUAACCACCCUGACAUGUGAACCUUCUCAGCUCCCCCAAGAAGUGAGUGGGUUUACUCCCCAGGGACCAGCCCUUUUCCAAGAAGAAAGUUCCAGAAAUAAGGCCACAGCUCCUGAGUUUAACCCACCCAGGUUCCAGAUGUCAGUGAAGACUGGGGAGGAAGCAGCCCACGCCUUUGCUCCAGCAGAGUGGCCACAUCUGAGUCUGGCUCAGAGGAACCUCUGUGAGAACUCAGCUCAAGAAAAGGUUACAAGCCAGAUGAAACAAGACACUUCUGAAGCAAUGGGUCAAGGUAGGAAGACUUCAGGAAUACCCAACAGAGACUAUGCACCCCACAUCUCUUGUAGUUCUGCUCUCCCUACUGAAAAGACAGUCUCAAAUUUGAACACUCUAAAGGAUCAUCACCCACCCCGUGACUCUUGGGCCCGGAUGCACAUUGCAUCCUUGCAGUAUGCAGCAGGAGACAUUACCCGAAAAGGAAGAAAAAAAGACAAAGCUCGAGUGAGUGAACUGCUCCAAGGUCUUGCAUUUUCUGAUGACUCAGAGGUGGAGGAAGAUGAACCUGAGGCUCAGCCUUCUCAGAAGAAGCUGAAGGUGUCAAGUGUCCCAGAAAAGAGUUGGACCAAAAGAGACAUUAAGCCCAACUUUCCCAGCUGGUCAGCACUGGAUUCUGGACUUUUAAAUCUCAAGAGUGAAAAGUUGAACCCAGUAGAGCUCUUCGAAUUGUUUUUUGAUGAUGAAACAUUCAACUUGAUUGUCAAUGAAACCAAUAAUUAUGCUUCUCAGAAAAAUGUUAACUUAGAAGUCACAGUUCAGGAAAUGAGAUGUGUAUUUGGUGUCCUACUUUGGAGUGGAUUUGUAAGGCGUCCCAGAAGGGGAAUGUACUGGGAAAUCUCUGAUGCCGAUCAGAACCUGGUUAGAGAUGCAAUUAGAAGGGACAGAUUUGAAUUGAUUUUCUCAUACUUACAUUUUGCAGAUAAUAGCCACUUAGAUCAAAAAGAUAAAUUUUCAAAAUUGAGACCUCUCAUAAAGCAAAUGAAUAAAAAUUUCCUCUUGUAUGCUCCUCUAGAAGAAUACUAUUGCUUUGAUAAAUCAAUGUGUGAAUGCUUUGAUAGUGACCAAUUUCUGAAUGGAAAGCCUCUUAGAAUUGGCUAUAAAAUUUGGUGUGGUACAACCACACAGGGUUAUCUGGUUUGGUUUGAGCCCUAUCAAGAAGAAUCAACUAUCGAGGCAGAUAAGGAUCUUGACCUUGGGUUAGGUGGAAAUCUAGUGAUGAACUUUGCUGAUGUUCUUUUAGAGAGAGGUCAGUAUCCCUAUCACCUGUGUUUUGAUAGCUUCUUUACAAGUGUCAAAUUGGUUUCAGCUUUGAAGAAGAAGGGAGUGAGGGCAACAGGAUCAAUUCGUGAAAACAGGACUGAAAAAUGUCCUCUUAUGAAUGCAGAACAUAUGAAAAAAAUGAAGAGGGGAUGUUUUGAUUUCCGAGUAGAAGAAAAUGAUGAAAUAAUUUUAUGUCGUUGGCAUGGUGAUGGUAUUAUCAGUCUGUGCUCCAAUGCUGUAGGCAUAGAACCAGUCAGUGAAAUAAGUUGUUUUGCUGAUGGUGAAGAGAUCCCACAGGUAAAUCAACCAUGCAUAGUGAAAUUGUAUGAGGAAUGCAGGAAAGGUGUAGCUAAAAUGGAUCAAAUUAUUUCCAAAUAUAGAGUGAGGUUAAGAAGCAAGAAAUGGUAUUCAAUUUUGGUGAGCUACAUGAUUGAUGUAGCCAUGAACAAUGCAUGGCAACUGCACAGAGUCUGUAACCCUGAUUCCUCUUUAGACCUCUUGGACUUUCGGAGAUGUGUUGCACAUUAUUACUUGGGACACAAUGCUAAUCUUCCAGACUAAGGCAGAUAAACAAAAUGCAGUCAGUAACAAGAUGGAAAAAUCACAACUACACAUUUGGUUGUAUUCUACCAAAGCAAAUCUGAUGUAUAAAAUGCAAUUAAUGAGUAACUACUAUUUUUUAAAAUGAGACAUUUAUAUAAAAGUUUCAAAGAUUAUUAUAACAAUGUUAAAAGUUAUCAGAAAAUGUUGAACUCCAGUGGUACUUUUCUAUGUCCAGUUUGUAUCAGAUGUGAGAAAUCAUUUGUUGAAUUUAUUUUAUGCAUUAAAAGAAUGAAAUUCUUCCCCCUUUUUAUCUUCUCUAGAGAAUGUCAUUUUUAAAUUUUUUUCAAUUUUCUUCCAGAAAUAGUUUAAUAAAAAAUGACUAUUUCUAAGAAACCCCCACUUCAUCCCCAUCAAUAAAAGAGAACCAUAACACAAUAGAAAAUUUUCUGUAGGGCUAUGAUUUCUUUAAAAAAUUUCAGACUCUCAAGUACAUCAGCAAAGUCCAAUAUUAAGUUCACAUUUCUUUUUAUGGGCUAUGAAUAAGAAUCUGAUUAGAUGCCAAAAUAAAACAAUAUAAAUGCUGAACUAUUUAAGUCAAAAGACCUCUAUAGAAUUAUCUGUCCUCAAAGGCAUUCCAGUUUGAGACUAAAUUUUAGAAUAAGGCAUAACAAAUGUUAACAAAAAAUAUACAACGUGAUGAAAAGAGGGACUUGACAAUUCCCAACAUACUUUGAACCUGAUAAAACAAAUGUAGAUAUUUUAUUAUUUUUCUUUAAACAACCGCCAAGAUUAGAAUCAAAGAUAAAUAGAAGGCACACAGUUUUGCUCUGGUUGUUAUUUGGAUUUUCAGGAUUUUUUUCAUUUUUUACAAAUGAAACAUGAAAAAACUGUACUUCAAAAGGUCUAUCAGUUCAAGAAAAACCUGUCAACCAGAAAAAUACCAUUUAAAAAAUGCAGGCAAUAUAAUAACCAUAGAAUGUCACUGAAUUCAUAGUCCAAAAUGGAGUUGUUGCCCAUAAGCUAAGAAUUAUCUAAACAAAACGUGUGUCAAUAAGCUUAAGACCAGCAUUGGUGUAAAGCUGGAUCAGAUUGUGUAGGCAAGAUGGGCCAGACAAAUGUUGGAGAGUUCAAUAGAGGAAAAACCAGAGGCUGUGCCACUGAAUAUUGAUGUGAAAAAUGUGACAAUUGGCAGCAGAAAUCAAAAGAGUUGAAGAAAACAGGAAAAUAUGAAGCAAAUCAGGGUCAAAAAAGGAAAGGAUAACAAGUUGACAUCAUGCCAUUUUGAAAUGCCCUAAGGAGUGAAUCCAGGAAUAAGCAGAAAUUCUUGGAAAAAGUAUACUGUGAUUGGUUAGUGUUGAAAUGUAGUUUUGGUAGAUUAACCAGUAAAGAGAAAAUGGAUUCCACUGCAGUUGUGUUGUAGACAGAACUUUUCUUUCAACAGGAAUUUCUGUUUUGUGCAUGGUUGUGAUGGAACUAUAAGACAUGUUGCAGAGUAACAGAUUGACCUAUUCCACACAAGAUGCUUAAAAUAUGUUGAUUAUUUCCUGUAAUUUGAUUUCUUCAUGAAAUAUCUGGUUAUCUGUAAGCAUCUACCCACAACAAUCACCUUGCAGGAGUUCAACACCUUUGUAAUUAUGAAAGACUAUUGCCAUAGGAAAGGACUUUUCAAAGUUACUUGCAGAAGAAUGAUCACUUUAUGUACUCUGCCCAUUGAGCUGAACACCUGUGAUACUUCUAUGAUACUUCUCUCCAUAUCACUUUUAUGGUGCUAAUCCAAUACUACCUUACAUGGUUAUUUUUAUUCAGGGCAUGUCCAUUACUAGAAAAUAAACUUACAGAGAAUCUCUUCUGCAACCAAAACAGGACCUAAAAUUACUUGCUAUACUAUUCAGAAUACUCCAAAUACACUGCAACUUAAUGGGAGAAUUUAGCAAUCCAAAUAAAUAGCUAUCUUUAAAGUGUACUUUAGAAGAGUGGUAUUAACAUUGAUGGGGUGACAGAUAGUGAAGACAAAUGGUGAUUAUAAACUAUUAGGAGGAGCUAGGGUAUAGCUCAGUGGUAGAGUACUCACAUGUGUGAAGUCCUGGGUCCAAUCUCCAGCACGGGGGGGGGGGGGGGGCGACAUUUCAGCAAUCUGGCUAGCACCAAGGAGCUGUUCCAACUGAGUCACCAUGGUUACUGUAAGGCAGGACAAAAUACUAUGAGCAAGUUUUCCUGUAUCCCCCACAUUGAAAAACCUAAUUCAGGAAUCUACACGGAGGGCUCUGAAUAGGAAUUCUCUGAUUAUCAAUAAUUGGGUAUAAAAUUAGGGUCAGUCUGAUUUGACUUUUUGCUUACACAUUCUGAAAUAAGGCCCACACUCAGACUAAAUAUUUUCUUCAUUUUUAAAAUAAAAAUUUUGUAUAAAGUUCUUUACUGUGGUUUCACUCCCCUGCCAUUCAGGGAAAAUCCCAAGAGAAUAUAAAGCUUCUUGACUACAGUGGGUUUCUUAGGUUGUCAAGAGUUCAGAAAGAGAAAAGUGCCAAAUAUAACAGUGUGGCAAAGUUUCUCUCCAAGAUAUAUUUACCAAAGUUAACAGGCUAACUAAAUCUGUAGCUAUCUUGCAUAUACAACCAGAAUUUAACUUUAAAGAUAGGGACUAUAUCAGUGUCAAUGUAGCCGCCAAGUCUGCUUUUUUAUGUGACAGCAUCUGAACGACCCACAGCAGGUUUAGUAACAGGUAUAUGAGUAAUGCAAGUAAUAAAAAUGGGCUCUGAACAAAGACAUAAUUGGUUUUCACUGUACUAGCUGCACUCCUGAAAUUAGCUCUUCAUUUCUUCUUUCAUUGAUUCAUCUAUUGAUUUAAUUAAUGGCACAGCAUGGUGGCACAUGCAUGUAAUCCCAGCUGCUCUGGAGGCUAAGGCAGGAAGAU